UACGUUAUUGUGAAGUUGAGAGUGACCUGAGCUGACCUGGAUCAGUCUGCACCAGAUGUGCCAUGGCUACAGCCCAGGUGCACCACGGCGGCCGCUUGUCUCACCUGUACGGACCUAACAGGAGAGACCCCGCCGUCAAACUACAGAAGGUUCUACAGGCAGACAACGUGCUGAGUAAGGACGGGCCGUUUAGUAAGUGCCGCACCAGAUGGAGCACCACCUACAGCGCCGACUACUGGAACUUUCUACUACGGUGGAGCAUUCACCCGACAUGGACAUCACAUAAACAGAACGCCACCAACUUGCGUCUGGACCGCCAUGAUCGUGACGUCAGCACGAAGAACCAGUCCCUAGUUCAGGAGUCCUACACUGACAAGGGUCCAUACCAGCCGCACUAUGCCAGGGAGGACAGGACAUGUAACAUACCGGACUUUAACAAGGACUUCCGCUCCAAAGAAGAAGACGGCAACAACACGACAUACGCCAAAGCUCACAGCGCAAAGAUCCUAGAGCGUUUUCAAAAGACACACAAAGGCCUUUACGGAGAACAACUGCGGCGGCGCCAACAGACGACAGCGUACCUUCUCAAGACCCACUUUAAUCUUGGACUCGAUAGCGACAGUCAUUUCAACACCGAGACGGAAGCAUCUUAUCAAACGUCCGCCAAGCAACGUCGUCGGGGGAAGUCAGCUCGGGCAAAGUCGGCCCGUCGCACCGGCGGGACAGCGCCAGAGCGCAGCGCUACCAACCUCACCACAACCGGGGAGACCAACAAACAGUCGUCGGGAGAGGGGAAGAAGAAACAAAGGCGCCGUUCCAGCGCGCGCGUUCGGAGCGCCAGGCGACUUAAACCCGUCCAUCCGGCAGGCAUCGUCACUAAGGUGUUCAAGGACUACAGUCAUGUCAUACCCAAGCCGAGGGAUGACACCUGCGCAGUGCCGGAUCGCUCAUGCAGUCCCGUCAUGCAGCUGAGGAGCGCCAUGAGGACAGAAGCCUGCAGACUCUCCCGCCUCCCGCCCGACCCUAACUCCACAGACCUGCUCAAGGUGUUCAGACAGUACGACAAAGAUGGAUCUGGUUUUCUAACUCGAGCCGACCUCCUGAAGGCGUGCGUCCAGCUGUUUGGGCGGGCGUUCACGGAGGAAGACCUGGGAAGACUGUUAUGGGACGAUUGCGUCACCGAAGCCGGGACUAUUGACUACGUCCUGUUCCUAACGCACCUUACAGCGUUGUGGUCUCGGCUGAAGCCGGACGGCACGUACGUGAGUCUACAGCGGGCGGACUACCGGCCACUCGGCGGGGAGGAGCGGCGAGACACGGAGGUGGACAGGAUGGUGUGUAAGUUUGACCGCUUCAGGAACAAGUCGGACAGCCUGCGCCGGCAGUGGAGACCCAGCCAACCCGACGCGGCCCAGGAGAGUGACUUCGUUCUUGGCUACAACAGAGACCACAUUCUGUCGCUGUACGGCAAAGACUUCCCAAAGUUCCGUGCGCGGGACAUGUCAGGUUGCCAGCAUUCACACGCUCCCCCGGACGCCCAGAUGUGGGACGUGAUGCACCGCCAGCCGGGCCUGGGGCUCAGCACCACGAGUUACGAUAACACCAUACGGGGCUGGCUCACGCCAAGGGUGGCCAGCGAAAAGCUCCAGAAGAAGCGAGACUUCAGAAAUAAGAUGAAGGAUCUCAUGGACACCUCGAGUGUAGGGAUGGGCAGUGGCAAGGACGACAACGCUGACGAUCUGAAGCGGUCCAUUAUGGGAGCGGAUUACAAGACACCCCCGCCCGAGUUCAUGGUAUCGCCUGUCGGUCCACCGGUCUCUAAGUAUCCGUUUCUAGACUUUAACUACCGACAAGGGGACAAGAACUACAUGUCUUCUGAACAUCACGGGUCUUACCAGCCGGCACCUACAGAGGAGUAUACGGUAGAGAAGUUGCAACAGCGCCAUGAUUUGGUUAGCGGCCGUGUGGAGGACUGCAGGAAGACGCACUUCGAGCUGUGGUCUGGAUCAUCGCCGGGGGAUCAGCCCGGCACCGUGGCGAGCUCCUCCUACUCCUGGCCAACCGAGAACGGUAGCGAAGCGCCCGCUGGAUGCGUUACCUUGCCUUCCAGGGAACGGGACCCUCUCCACGCUGUGCUGAAGAAAGCGAUCCUCCCUGCUGACCCUGCAGUCACUGGCAGGCUGGACAAGGAGACACUGCAGCGCAUAUGCAAAUCGCUAGGAGUCGCUACUGACACGGAGAACUUUCAGACUAUCAUGAAAGAGUGCCAAGUGGGUGAGAAGGGACUCAUUGACUACAAUGAGUUCAUCUGGCGACUGGUAGCUGUACCGAAAGAUAAGGUUCGCCAGGGGGCGCCUCCAGCUGCCUCCACCAUGCAGGUCGACUACACACCCUUGGAGCAAAGGAGGUUGACUUCGGCCCAAAAGCGCACUGUUCAGAAGGUGGCUAAGCUACAGAAGCCGGUACCCUCCCAUCUGUUCCACACAGACCCUGAUGUGGGUCCAUUCCUGUCCACCACUGCCCGAGACUUCACCACGCCAGGGAAGGCGCAAGGUUCCAACCAAUCACAGCAAUAGGACAAGUAGUUGGAAUAAUUAUAUAGGUGUAUCAAACUCACUGCUCACUACUCCCAGAAUGUCUCAGACUUUACUUUAAGGAGAACAAGGAAGAACUGCAUUUAAAACCACCAACAGUGUGUUAUCUUUUUUGUAAUAGUAACUACCAUGCAACUGUGUUUUAGUUGUCUCCAACUUUAAAUUCUUUUACAUCUCAAUUAUUGUUUGGGAAACUGAGAAAGUUUGCUGCUGUAGACUAGGAUAGCUACAACUUAUCAUGCAAUUAUCUGAAAUUUAAAACGAAGACAGGAACUCUAUGUGAAAAUGAUAUAUUUGGUCAUAGAAAGUAUAUGAGCACAGUACUAGUACCAGAUGUACAUGACGUUGAAUAACGUAUUUUUACCACGAUAGUAAAGUUUUGUAGAGCUGCUGUUGAAAGAUUGUGCAAUUCCUUAGUUGCAACUAAUACACUGGGACCUGGUACUACAUUGUAAGUAGCAUACAAUAAUGCAACCAUAAAUACAGUGAAAUUGCCGAGAAAUUGUUUACAAUUUUACCAGUACACAUGUACAAUCAUAAGGUGACAUUACAAUGAUAAAGUGCAAGGUACCAAAAUCUGUAUUAUACGAGGUUUACAAAUUUUCCAGUGUAUCAUACUUAUAAAUGUAUUAAAAUCUGUCAAGAUGUACAACUGUCUAACGUAUGUUGUAUUAUGUUUAAGUAUUCGGAAAGACAAUUGUUUCAAUAUGUAGAAUAAUGAAAGUUUUAUUUGUCCUGAACAAUUGCUGUUGUUGGGGAAAGUUCUGAUGUAAAAUCUCUUGCAACACAACUGAGAACAUACAUUUAGAAGUUAAGGAUAACUUAAAGAUACAUAAGAUACAACUGUUUUCCCCCACUCCACUAUAUAUAACUUAUUUGAGACACAGCAUUAGUUCACCAUUGUCUGUAGAUACAAUGUAGUAAAGCUGCUUUUGCAGAGCAUCACACCAUCACCAGCACAAAAUAUAGGCAUCUGAGGUAGUAAAAUAUACAGUACAUAUCAAACAAUAAUGUACUUACAUUUGUACAUCAUAUUUAUAAAUAUUUCCACAGGAGACAUCAUUAGUCGAUACUAUUAGGAUCUAUACAGCUUCCUUAACACAGAUUAUUCAAUUCAUGAUAAUCUUUAUACAAGACAAGCGAGUUGAUGCCAUACAAGUUCACUUUAAAAUUCUUAUUUUUCUAUUAAGAAAAUUGACUUGUGGAUAGAAUUUGCACAAAUGCUUUAUACCAUACAUAAUAUAUUUUGUUUAGUUCUCCUUAUUGCCAAAAUUGAAGGAUUAAAUUCAGUAGGCUUCUUAGCACCAACUCUGCAGGGCAAAGAAGAUUGAGAACAAGAACAUGAACAUGUUAGAAAAUCAUCAAUAUUCAUCAAUACAAACCUAGUUUACAGGAAAAAAAAACUACCGGUAUGUAGGCCAGUACCGGUAGUGGUAGCAACACUGUUACCAUGAUUUUUACAAAUACAUGAUUGUGAACAUUUCAUAUAAAACUAUGACUCUAAGUCCUUGAUCAAUCUACACAGUACUGCAUAUAUCACAGGACUCACAAAGCUACAGGAACAUACAAAAUAAAUGCCAUACAACUGCAGGACCAGACCACUGACAAUACAGGGUGAAACAUUUCCACUUCAUGUACAGACAUACAUGUAAUGGCAAGAUAAGUAGGAAAGCACAGAACACAACACUUAUAAGUCCAAAAGAGUAAAUUUUAGGUUAUUAAAAUCUGCACAGUUCAUUUACUGUACUUCAAGAGAAAGAUGAGAUGAUAAGAAGAGUAUGAAACGGAUCUCUAAACACAUUUUCCCGUUGGCAUUAUUAUCACUAUAAUUUUUGAAAUUGCUGAUCCAAUAAAAUAAU
This is a messenger RNA of Branchiostoma floridae (Florida lancelet), 4453 nucleotides long. RefSeq lists its product as uncharacterized. Gene Ontology annotation, molecular function: calcium ion binding. The record is from RefSeq and is a predicted model, not a curated record. The transcript is spliced from 19 exons. Lineage: Eukaryota; Metazoa; Chordata; Leptocardii; Amphioxiformes; Branchiostomatidae. The coding region runs from base 63 to 2576 and encodes 837 amino acids.